Molecule: messenger RNA, 1520 nt
Organism: Paramacrobiotus metropolitanus
Lineage: Eukaryota; Metazoa; Tardigrada; Eutardigrada; Parachela; Macrobiotidae
Product: nematocyst expressed protein 4-like
Exons: 3
Coding region: 414-1103 (229 amino acids)
Source: RefSeq, a predicted model, not a curated record
CAAGGCCCUAGCAGUGUCAUGUACAUACGUAUAUUGUAAAAUUAUUUUUUAAUCGUUUGCAUUAUUUGUAUUUUUUGUGAGUUCGUAAUGCGAAUUGAACGCAAUGUGUCCAAUGUCCAUGCCUUAAUCAAACAGCGAUAACCUUAUCGGUGUUUCAUUUGACGAUUCCUCUUUCGGACGACAGAUGCAUAAAUAUUAGUCACUGGUGUCGUGUCGAAGGUUAUAAAGUUCCACCGAUCAGCAUACCGCUUGAUUUGGUUUUCCGUGAAUGUGAAUUUAAAAUCUGUUGUCACAGAUUUUGUGUUACAUGACAUUAAAACGCUAUUAAUUUGUCAUAUUUGAACCUCCCUUUACAUUUAAUUACGAUACUAAAUUAUACUUUGUGGUACCAUCGAUACACACCUCGGUAAAAGAUGGAUCCCAAUCGUCCGCCAGCGUACAAUCCGGCCUACAAUCCGACUAUGAACCAUUCCAUGCCACCGCCUCCGUAUCCGGGGCCUCCGAUGCCAACUGCCGGUUAUCCCGCUUCACAACCAAUGUAUCCGAACUUGUAUCCCCCGACACAACCGGUCCCUCCCGUGUCAGUGCCACGCCCAUAUCUUCCGCACAGCGCCCAGCCGUUUGCCCAUGCGGGUGCCGGAGCAGUACCGCCCGGGUAUCCGACGGGUGUGCCCCAGCCGCAUGUCAAUGUGUCCCCGGUCUUUCCCGCGGCUCACAGUCAUCUGCCACCCGGAACUUUUCCGCCCGGUUAUCCCGGCGCUCCAGUGGCGAGUGUGCAUGGAUUUCCUGUCACUGGACAUCCUAGUAAUCCCCCUUAUGCCCAACAGCAGGGCGGUGGCAAAUGGAUUUAUAUUCAAACCCUCGACCGAGGAAGUUCGAUAAAAAAAUGGAAGUGCAAUACUGUGCCAGUGGCGAUUAUUAUGUGCGAUCCACGACUCACGAUAAAAAAAGUUCCGGAUGGCGGUCAUGUGUUUAUGACGAACGUAAUAUGUUUCAUAAAGUGGAACAUGACUGGAAAAAGGCCUACAUUGCUCGUGUGCCGAAUAGUGAUAGCGCUCGCAUUGAAUGGCGAUUUGACGUUUCUGGGACCGGCUAUUCAGUGAAAACGGUGAAAUUGAAGUUUCCAACCAAAACCUAUCACAACGGAUGUGUCAAGGCCACGUUCAUUAGCGAUAAAGGAGCAAAAAUGGAGAUCAACCCAAGCAAUAAGCACCAACGAGAAGAGCAAAAGAUCAAACAUCUUCAAGGUGUUCACAGUUUCUCUGUUGUUGCGGAACUGCACGGUGGAAGUGGAAGCGAAGCUUGGCAGCACGCUCAGUUAUUCAGACAAGACCUAAAGGACACCGAUUGCCCUUUCGAAGUUGUGGUCAAGCUGCAAAACCGCUGAGGCUAGACUUCCAGAUUCUAUUACAUUCCUCAAAAUUUAAAAUAAUUCGUUACUGACAGAUUCAUUCAAUAAAAAUUGCGUCACUUAACAAAGUGCACAUACAAGAUAUCUGUGAAAGUGAUAAGUACUUCGU